CCUAGCCGCAGUUUGAAUAAACAAGAUGGCGGAAAAUUUGAGUGUUCCUGCAGAUUUUGCUGAAUCAAAACAAAAAGGUGUGAAUAUGAACCUGUUACCCCCAUCAGCAUUCCAAACCAAAACACGACAGGGAGAUCCCUGGAAGGAAAUUGCUAAAGCCACAGAGGAAGUUGUCAAACUAAAGAUUGAAAACACCAAACUCAAAGAGGCACAGAGCAAGUCACCAGAACCAACAAUUGCCCAGCCAGUACCAGCACCAGUAAUACAGGAACCAGCUCAGAGAGCCCCUCCACCUGAAAUCUGCAAAUACUCUUCAAAAAAGGAGGAUUUCAAAUAUAUUGAUGAACUGAUCAACAAACAGGCGUGUGAAAUUACAGAAUUAAAGAAUGAACUGAGAUCUUUGAAAUGCCAGCAUAGAGAAGAAAUGACAGAAAUGGAAAGGCAGUUAACUCUGAAAGAGAGAGAAUAUACUCAUCAAGUUACCUCCCUUGAAGUAGAAUUGAAAGCUGCAGAAGACCGAUAUGAAAGUCAGAUGGAUAGGUUAAGUCGGGAACAUCACAGGGAGGCAGAUAACCUGAGAGGAACCAUAGACAAACUUCAGGAGGAACUGGAAAAUAUCAAAACCCGGUCAUCAGAGAGGAUCAGUGACUUAGAAACAACGUAUGAAAACUUCAAACGUAACAGUGAUGAGCAAGUGGAAAAGUUGAUGCAAGAAUUAAAAUCUAAAGAAGUUACUAUGGAGAAGCAGGUGAAACAGAUUGGUCAAUUAAAGAAGUACAUUGGCGAGACAGAGAACCUGCCAAAGCCCAAAGAUAUAGCUAGGAAAGAGAUGGAAUCCAUGGUAGCUAAAUUAAAGACAUAUGAAUCUGAGAGAGAAAACAUGAACUCUACCAUACAGCUGUUGAACAUCAGGUUGAAUUCAAUGAAUGAGAUUUUGAAACUUCAGGAGUUAGAACUGAGUAAGGGGAAGCCAUACUUUGUUGACAUCCCGUCACUAGAUCAGACUGUAGACUGCAAAAUAUAUUCGACAUGUGUUAUAGCAUUGUAUGUUAAAUCAACGAUCGAAGUUGUAGACGUACACGUGACUGUCAGCUUCUUAGAUAACUUUGAGUUUGGUCCAGUACGGAGCGUGACACAUAAAGGUGAAACAAUGUACCAAGCGGAUCUUUCAUUUGAGCAUUUCAUGCACGGGAAGGAAAAAAUCUGCUUCGUGGCAAUAGAUAAAAAUGGAAUAAGCCUUGCCUUAAAUAGGUAUAUAUAUAUACUGAUGGAAGAGAUUGAAAGAUUGUUACUUACUACAUUGACGACUGUCAUGCCAAUGCAUGCAAUGGACAUGGGCUCUGUAAAGAUAAGGUUAAUGGGUUUGACUGUGAAUGUUUCUCACGUUACAAUGGAACAAAAUGCGAGAUUGAUAAAUGCCCAACCCAAUCAGCUGGAAACAUGA
Messenger RNA from Mercenaria mercenaria, 1444 nucleotides. RefSeq names its product ribosome-binding protein 1-like. The record is from RefSeq and is a predicted model, not a curated record. Gene Ontology annotation, biological process: protein export from nucleus; cell differentiation. Bases 26 to 1444 code for a protein of 472 amino acids. Gene Ontology annotation, cellular component: centriole. NCBI's taxonomy places the organism in Eukaryota, Metazoa, Mollusca, Bivalvia, Venerida, Veneridae. The transcript has 12 exons.